UCAAUUCGUCUUACAGUAUCACAGUUUUGUGUGAGCUUCACAUUUGGCAGUACAUAUCCAGCUUUAACAGACAUCAAAAUGAAACUGUUCAUUGUCGCCGCUUUAAUAGCUGUGUGCGCCGCUGGUCGUCUCGAACACCUCGAGCGCUCUUACUUGCCUCCCGACAGCAGCAACAGUCUAGGAUUCGGUUCCAACGGCCGCUCACAAAACGGCUUCGGUUCCAACGGACAGGGUAGCCAAGGUUUUGGUUCCCAUGGUUCCUCCGGCAACUCCUUCGGCUCCGGCUCCAACGGCGCUUCUCACGGUGCCUUCGGUUCGAACGGUGGUACCAAUUCUGGCUUUGGUUCAAACGGAAAUGGCUUCGGUUCAUCUAAUGGAAACGGAUUUGGUGCUGCCACAUCCAACCAAUACUUGCCACCUAAUUAUAGCACAUCUGGAUCUAACGGAUUUGCCAGAAGUGGAUCUUCUUCAGGAGCUCCGAGCACCCAAUAUGGUGCUCCAUCGUUUGGUAGUAACGGACUCGGAGUACAGGGCGGCUCUCAGUACUCGCAAGGCUCUGGUCAGUACGGGCAGGGUCGUACUCAACCCAGCUCCGGCGUCAGCAACCAGUACCUGGCACCACGCUCCAACUCUUUCCAGAAUAUCCCUCAGCAGAGCUUCGACGAGCAGACUGGCUACCACUACUAAUGAACAUAAUUAAUUUGUAACCGCUUAGCUAAUGUCAUUGUAUUCUCUCAAUGUUAUGUACUUGAAUAUAUUUACUUGUAUUAUUAAUUGUAA
Papilio xuthus (Asian swallowtail) is the source of this 780-nucleotide messenger RNA. Its product is annotated as keratin, type I cytoskeletal 9. Lineage: Eukaryota; Metazoa; Arthropoda; Insecta; Lepidoptera; Papilionidae. The transcript has 4 exons. The coding region runs from base 79 to 687 and encodes 202 amino acids. The record is from RefSeq and is a predicted model, not a curated record.